AUGUACAGAACACAAAAAUCCAGACAAAGUAAUACCUACAAUACUAUGCAUUUCUACGAAGAAUAACUAGCAGGAAGUAUUUUUGGUUCGCGCAUAAAAAUAAUUUAGAAAGCCAGCUAAUAUUUGACUAGCCAAAGAUGCUCAUAGUGGGCUUUUUAUCGUAAAUUAGUAUAUAAAAGAUGAACUAGAACACAGUAAGUCAAGUUUGGCACUUGAAAUCCAAGCCAGUCAAGUUCAAAAUCCUUUAUUUUCACUUGCUACCAAAUCUAUCAAACCUCUGAAGCCUAAAAAGGGGUUUACAGAUAUCAAUUCGAUAUCUUUCAAUGGAGAUCCUCAGCUAUACAGUAAAAUUACUUUUGUAAAUAAUGACCCUGAAUCAAAUUUUUUUCGUCUACUUAAUCAUGCUUAUAAUUCUCGUCAACCAAAAGAGCACACAAUUCUAAAGCCUGCUUUUAGCCUCGCUGACGUAAAUCAGCCAAAAGUAAUGCGUCAGUACAUCAAUGUUUUUCAGUCACAUAUAAAGAGUGAUUUGAAUUUUUCAAUUUCCAACAAGACUCACUAUAAAAGUAAAGAGCAAUAUUUAAAAGCGUUCAAAAACCUUAGGAAAAGUGUUGAAACCUCUCAAAAACCACCAAAAGAAAGGCAAAAGAAUUUUUUAAGUAAAUCAUUUAUUACUCAUCCCCAGCCACUGUACAGAAAAAGCUUAAGCGAAACCAAAAUUAAAAUGCCUUCAAUUCAAAAAAUCCCCACCAAACUUUUCACUCAAGAACCCCUUAUCCCUUCCAAUCAAAAAUCAUUAAUUCCUCCAGUUCGCAGGUCUAAGCGAGAUUUAUCACUUUGCUCUUGGACAACUGACCAUACACCUGAGUCCAAGCAUAAGCAUGCUAACUCUCAUCUAGUAAAUAAUUAUAAGUUCCCUUAA
This is a messenger RNA of Blepharisma stoltei, 922 nucleotides long. The record is from the annotation of a GenBank genome assembly. Lineage: Eukaryota; Ciliophora; Heterotrichea; Heterotrichida; Blepharismidae.